AUGCCCCGAAUACCUUCCGUCUCGCCGACGACGGGCAACCCUGUCUCCGCGAGCUUCGUGCACACCGUCGAGGGCAGCUUCGUCGACUCCACCGGCCGCACACUCCUCUUCAGAGGCGUCAAUCUCUCAGGCGCAUCCAAGGCUCCUGUAGGCGAGCCAUCAUACAUCCUCAACGGCUUCUGGGAGGACGCGGAGAACGGCGGCAAGAGCUUUAUCGGGCGCCCCCUCAACAUUGACGACGGGUCCGCCGAUGUCCAUCUCGCGCGCCUGCGGGGAUGGGGCUUCAACAUACUCAGGUACCCCGUCAUGUGGGAAGCCCUCGAGCACGAAGGACCUGGAAAAUAUGAUUACGAGUUUAUGGACUAUACUGUUCGUGUGUUGCGCAAAUGCAAGGAACAUGGAUUCAAAAUAUAUAUGGACCCACAUCAGGACACGUGGUCCCGCUUCUCUGGCGGCUCGGGUGCACCCUAUUGGACACUCCCCGCAUGCGGCCUCGACCCGCGAAAUUUCACCGCUACACAGGCCGCUAUCGUCCACUGCGAAUACCCCAGCACACAGCAGCCCGACCCCGCCUCUGUCCCCGCUAUGAUCUGGUCGACCAACUACGGCCGGCUGGUCUCCCAAACCCUCUUCACGCUCUUCUUCGCCGGGCGCGACUUUGCGCCCAAAUGCGUGCUCGACGGGCAGAACAUCCAGGACUACCUCCAGGCACACUACAUCGAGGCCUUUGGACAGCUCGCGGAGCGCAUCCGCGACGCGGGCGACUUGCUCGACGACUGCGUGAUCGGGUGGGACAGCAUGAACGAGCCGUCGGAGGGCUUCGUGGGCUACCCGGACCUGAACACGCUCCCGCAGCACCAGACCUCGACGCUCAAGAAGGGCACCACGCCGACGCCCGCCGAAUCGCUCCGCCUGGGGAUGGGGCACGCGCAGACAGUCGCGAACUGGACGUUUGGCGCGUUCGGCCCGCGGCAGGACGGCACCGUCACGAUCGACCCUAAGGGCCGCACGGUGUGGGCGGACCCCGCGACGGAGCCCGACGGCGUGCACCCGCAGUAUGGGUGGACGCGCGACCCCGCGUGGCCGCUCGGCGUAUGCGUGUGGGCGCUGCACGGCGUGUGGGACAUCGAGACAGACUACGUCCUCCGGCCGGAUUACUUUCGGUAUCUCUCCAACUCUGGCGGCGACGAAGGGGACGGGAGCGUGGAUGCGGCGGACGCGGCGGGCCCGCGCGAGGUCGCGUUCAUCGCGGAUUAUUGGGCGCCACACUGGCAAGCGUACGCGCGGCGCGUGCGCCAGGCGCACCCGGAAGCUAUCCACUUCGUCGCGCCACCCGUGUUCGCACAGCCGCCGCCGCUCGACGAGCGCGACCUCGGCGGGCGGUGCGCGUACUCGACGCACUACUACGACGGGCUGACGCUCAUCACACGCCACUGGAACUGGUUCAACGCGGACGCGCUCGGCGUCCUCCGCGGGCGGUACCGCUCGCCGGUGCAGGCCGUCAAGCUCGGCGAGCGCGCGAUCCGCAAGUCGUUGCGGGAGCAGCUCGGCAUCUUGAAGGGGGACGCGGUGAUCCUGGGCGCGUACCCGACGAUGAUCGGCGAGAUCGGGAUCCCGUACGAUAUGGAUGAUCGCGCCGCGUACGGGUACACGGACGGCGGGCGGCACAGGGGCGACUACAGCAACCAGCAGAAGGCGCUCGACGCGAGCAUCAACGCGAUGGACGGCGCCAACGCGCUCAACUACACGCUGUGGAACUACUGCCCCGACGGCUCGCAUCCGUGGGGUGACGGCUGGAACAUGGAGGACCUCAGCCUGUGGAGUCCGGACGACCUCCGCCCGCGAGACGGGGACGGCGAGAUGUACCCCGGCAAUUUUGGCGACAAGUCGUCGGCCCUGCUGCUGAAGCACAAGGGCGGCGUGCGCGCGUCGGAAAGCGUCCGCUGGCACAGCGCGUUCGACUUUCUGACUGACGGCGCGCGCGGCGUGCGUGCGUUCAGCCGGCCGUACCCGACCGCGGUCGUCGGCGCGCCCGUGGAUAUCGAGUUCGACGCGGACAAGAGCACGUUCCGGCUCACCCACGAGUCGCCGCCGACGGAGAUCUUCCUCCCGCUCGUGCACUACGCGUCGGACCAGGCGGUCGGGGCGCUGCUGGCGCAGUCGGAGCACAUGGUGGACCCGUCGGGGUCGGCGGGGACGGUCGACGGCGGGGAUGACGGGCUGCAUGCGAGCCGGUCGAGCGAGACGCUUGGUGGGAGCCCGUAUUAUCCGCCGCGCGCCGCGGGGCUGCGCGCGGGGCCGGGCGGGCUCGCGGUGGAGGUGGAGGUGUCGGGCGGUCGGUUCGAGGUCGUCGGGGAGCUGGUGCGGUGGUGGUACGACGUGCCGGCGGAGGGGGAGCCGGAGCGCGAGUAUUGGAUCACGGUGAAGCGGCGCGGGGGGCGGGUGUGGACGCGAGAGGAGCGGGAGGUGGAGCGGGAGGGGUGUUGUUGGCGCGUGGGGGACUUGUGUGCGGAGACGACGAAGGGGUGCGUGGUGAUGUGA
Molecule: messenger RNA, 2541 nt
Organism: Heterobasidion irregulare TC 32-1
Lineage: Eukaryota; Fungi; Basidiomycota; Agaricomycetes; Russulales; Bondarzewiaceae
Product: glycoside hydrolase family 5 protein
Exons: 5
Coding region: 1-2541 (846 amino acids)
Biological process (GO): ergosteryl 3-beta-D-glucoside catabolic process; carbohydrate metabolic process
Molecular function (GO): steryl-beta-glucosidase activity
Source: RefSeq, a predicted model, not a curated record